AUGACUAAAAUGAAUGAUCAUACGACUCAAAUAAUCAAACAAGAGGUAAUAACAGAACAAUAUUGUGAUGAACUGAAGUCUAUAAUGACUGAAUCUAAUCAUUCAAUUCAAACAUUCACACAAGAGGUCAUACCCGAACAGUUUUGUGAUGAACUGAAGACGAUUGAUAAAUCUGAUACUUCGGUUCAUAUGAUAAAACAGGAAAUAAAAACAGAACAAAAUGAGUUGACAUUAACGGAGAAGUAUGGGGGAUUUGUUUGCCCGGAGUGUAGCGAACAUUUCUACAGUGAUAAAUCCUUUGUUGAACACGUCAGAGAACGACAUACAAUUUAUCCGCUAUGCGAAGUUUAUGAUAACAAUGAGAUUGGAUUAAAAACAGAUCCAGGAAAUCCCAUGGAAAAUUGUAAAGAGAAUAUUUGUCCAAUUUGUUGGGAACGUUUCUUGGACGAUAAUAACUUUGAUCAGCAUAUCAGAGAACAUUAUAACAUGAAGUGUGCCAGACAAAAUAGUUCUCAGUUAACUUCGAAUAUCAACAUGAUUUACUCACCAGACCAGAACGAAAAUUCCAGGACUAGGCAAAUGGAGAAUAUAAAUGGCCAUUCUUUCCUAAACAAGGAAAUUCCAUCACUUGGAGCAUUUACAAACCUCACUGAAUCACCACCUCCGGAUGGUAAAAAACAUCAGGCAGAAAAUGAUGAUGAUCACAGUACUGAUAGUGAUUAUAUACCAGAGCCUGAUAGUGAUUAUAUACCAGAUAGUGAUAGUGAUUAUAUACCAGAUGCAGAGCCUGAUAGUGAUUAUAUAGCAGAUAGUGAUAGUGAUUAUAUACCAGAGCCUCAAAUGAUUAACUCGUAUAGGAGUAGACCAUUCAGAUGUGAGUUUUGUUCUUCUGCUUUUACUCAAAAGGGAAAUCAACUAAGGCACCAACGAAUUCACACAGGUGAAAAGGUGGAAAAGCCCUACAAAUGUAAAAUUUGCUCUUUUGCUGCCAUUGAUAAAUCAAACCUAACAUUGCAUCAACGUAUCCAUACAGGAGAGAAGCCAUUUAAAUGCGAAUUUUGUUCUUCCGCUUUUUCUCGAAAACAUCACCUCCAACUACACCAACGUCGUAAUAAUACUGGAGAGCGCAAGCGGCCCUUUAAGUGUGAAGUCCGUUCUGUCCAAAGAUCAGAACUGGAGCAGCACAAACGUAUUCAUACAGGAGAGAAGCCAUUCAAAUGCGAAUUUUGUUCUUCCGCUUUUGCUUGGAAAUCGCAUCUCCAAAGACAUCUUGUUAAACACACUGUGAAAGUGAAACAUACUGUUGAUAAGCCCCAUAAGUGUGACAGUUGUCCCGCUGCUUUUUCAACCAAGGGAAGUCUAACAAGGCACAAUAAAAGCGUUCACAUUGGUGUAAAACCGUUUAAGUGUGAAUUGUGUCCUGCUGCUUUUUCACAAAGAGGGAAUCUUAUGAAUCACCAACGAACUCACACUGGUGAAAAGCCUUUUAAGUGUAAAGUGUGCACUGCUGCUUUCAUCCAAAUAUCAGGUCUAAACAAUCACCAACGUAAACAUACUGAAGACAGGCGUUUUAAGUGUGAUAUUUGCCCCUCUGCUUUUUCUCAAACCUCAUUCCUAAUCACACACAAACAAGAUCAUCACUCCGGCAAUACAUCACUCCGGCAACACACAAAGCCUUUCAAGUGUGAAAUUGAACAUGAUCUGCUUUUGCUGAAAGGUCAAGUCCAAUCAAACAUAGACUAG
This is a messenger RNA of Bolinopsis microptera, 1743 nucleotides long. Its product is annotated as zinc finger protein 260-like. The transcript has a single exon. Gene Ontology annotation, molecular function: RNA polymerase II cis-regulatory region sequence-specific DNA binding; DNA-binding transcription factor activity, RNA polymerase II-specific. Gene Ontology annotation, biological process: regulation of DNA-templated transcription. NCBI's taxonomy places the organism in Eukaryota, Metazoa, Ctenophora, Tentaculata, Lobata, Bolinopsidae. Bases 1 to 1743 code for a protein of 580 amino acids. The record is from RefSeq and is a predicted model, not a curated record.